AUGCAACUCAAACAACCGACUCUCCCGUCACAAUCAAAAUGUGCAACUGGGUAUCUUCCGGAUUUCGCUCAGUUGGACUUCUGGAGUAACACCGACAUCGGAAGUGAUCGAGCAAUGCAUGGCAGAACUGUUGCAGCGAUCUUAUCCAGCCUGACCUGUGCGCCGCAGUGUUUUUUUGUUUCAAAAAAAGCAGCGAGAAAAAGGAGAAAAAGCACGAGGUGUAAGAUGAUCGGAAAAAAUCGGCGGAGCAACGUAAACAUCGGGAAGCUGGACGGAUGGACGAUUUAA
Messenger RNA from Necator americanus (New World hookworm), 288 nucleotides. RefSeq lists its product as uncharacterized. Bases 1 to 288 code for a protein of 95 amino acids. The record is from RefSeq and is a predicted model, not a curated record. The transcript has 3 exons. NCBI's taxonomy places the organism in Eukaryota, Metazoa, Nematoda, Chromadorea, Rhabditida, Ancylostomatidae.